Molecule: messenger RNA, 1452 nt
Organism: Passer domesticus (house sparrow)
Lineage: Eukaryota; Metazoa; Chordata; Aves; Passeriformes; Passeridae
Gene: BBIP1
Product: BBSome interacting protein 1
Exons: 2
Coding region: 105-326 (73 amino acids)
Biological process (GO): cilium assembly; receptor localization to non-motile cilium
Cellular component (GO): BBSome
Source: RefSeq, a predicted model, not a curated record
CAGCACGCACCGGGGGGCACGGGAAGGGUGCGUGGGCGUGGCGCCGCGCAGUGCAGGCUGGGAGCUGUAGUUGUCCCCAGAGGCGGUGCCGUGCCGGAGCCGCCAUGCCGGAGGGGACGGGAGCGCUGCGGGAGGUGCUGCCCAAGCAAGGACAGCUGUCGGUGGAGGACACAGUCUCCAUGGUGCUGUGCAAACCCAAGAUCCUGCCCCUCAAGUCGGUGUCGCUGGAGAAGCUGGAGAAGCUGGAGAAGGCGGUGCUGGACGCGGCCCAGCCGCCCGAGGCGGCCCCGCCGCCGUCCGCGGGGGCCGCGCCGCCCCGGCAGUAGCGCGGGCAGGGCCGUGCCCGGCCCCGCGCUCGCAGGUACCGCUUGGAACGGGGCUGCGGGCUAAAGCGGGGCCUGACGGGGGGUGGUGCCGGCUGGGCGGGCAGGCCGCGCCUCGGGCGCCGCUGGUGUGCAAGUUGCGCUGGUCGCUGCCCAGGCGCUGCUUUGAACGCGUCUUUAGAGGUACCGAGUGCCACAAGCCCCUGCUCCAAGCCGGGCUUACCAGACCCGCUCGAGCACUGAAGCGCUUCUCCUAGAGCACAGCAUAUUCCCGGACCUGGAAUGGCUAUUCCCAGCAUUCUGGAACGCCUGAAACCUUGACGUGGAACUGAAAAACAAAGGAGAGGCUCUACCGAGUUCCUGCAAGCGAGUCAUCCUUAGAUCCAUCUUGUUCUUGAGCAAGGGCUGCACGAAGCUCUGCUGCAAAGACACGUUCACAGGAUCUGUGCCAGCGUGGACGCUCCUACGCAAGUCAGUUGUGUUUUCCAAAACAGAUCUGGUAAAUACUCACUUGCCAUGAGCUUAAUUAUUCUGUGCUCUCCUCCUGACUGCAGUACCAAAGGGCAGCAUUAGAUGUACCGCUUAAUUUAUUCUGUUUGAAAUAAAUAAAAAGGAGGCAGAAACAAGAGCUUCACAAAAAAUAUUUUUAAUAUGUUUUACCAGAACUUUUCACUUUUCCAGUUACAUAGAAAAAAAGACAAGUUUGGUACAUGGGGGCUGAAACCAACCAGUGUUCUCCCCUGAAACAGCUGAAUUCAUCUUGUGCCCCAGCUGUAUUUUCUUGGGCUCUUUAAAACAAAGAAACUGCUAAUUUUUUUUAACUCCCAAAGCACAGUAUUUCUUUAGCAGCAAUGGAAAUGGGAUCACAGCAGCUUAACUUGACCCUUCUAUAAUAAAGCUUUGUAUAAACCAGUGAUUUUAUGAUGACAGCACUGUCCUGGAAAGAGCGAGCGGCAGUCAGACAUCGAUGCACACGUGGAAUGAUUAGGUCAUAAACAUGGCACAUACAGAGAUAGCUUAUUUCAAGGCACCACCACAGCAGAGUGGCUAGUUGUUCUACUAUAUGCCCAAAGAAAGAACACUUCUUCCUGAAAUUUACAAAACUAUAAAAAAAAAAAAAAGAAAAGAA